This is a messenger RNA of Bursaphelenchus xylophilus (pine wood nematode), 914 nucleotides long. The record is from the annotation of a GenBank genome assembly. Lineage: Eukaryota; Metazoa; Nematoda; Chromadorea; Rhabditida; Aphelenchoididae.
AUGGCGACAACCAAACGACCACCAGAGGGUGCCAUUCUCCCCAAUUAUAAGAUGGUUGUAAUAGGAGAAGGCGGAGUGGGGAAGUCAUCCCUGACUAUCCAGUUCUUCCAGGUACUCUUUAAAUCAUUUACUUAUUAUUUUUAUGAAUAUCGCUGAAGUAAUAUUAUUUUCAGAAACAAUUCUUGGACUACUAUGACCCAACCAUAGAGGACCAAUAUAUUCAGCAUUGUGAAGUGGAUGGACAAUGGGUUAUGUUGGAUGGUGAGUCCAUCCAAAUAAUCAAUGGCGUCGCGACUCUUGCGGGCAACCACUUUAAGCAAACGUUGGCCGAUUAGCCCGCAAAAUCUCCAUGAUUCUUCUAGCUCCCUUCAAAGUGGUUGCCCGCAAAAGUGCGGGCCCGCCUAAUAAAUAAAUGUCAUUGCGCAAUUACAGUGCUCGACACUGCCGGACAAGAGGAGUUCUCGGCAAUGAGAGAGCAAUACAUGAGGAAUGGCCGAGGAUUUAUGUUGGUUUACUCAGUAACUGACGAACAGAGCUUUGAGAACGCCCGCAAAUUGUAUCAUCAGGUGUUGAGGGUGAAGGAUAAAACCGAAUAUCCAGUAUUACUGGUCGCGAACAAGGUGGAUCUGAUCAAUCACAGGAAAGUCAGCGAGCAAAGAGGAAGGGCUUUGGCUGAUGAAUUGAAGUUACCGUAUAUAGAAACGUCGGCCAAAGACCCUCCAGUCAAUGUAGAUUCUGCGUUCCACGAACUGGUCAGGAUUAUGAAAAGCUUCCCGAGUGAUGAAGACAGUACGGAGGUGAGUUGCACCCAAAAUUAUUUAAAUUAAUGUAUUCAGAAGACCGAGGUACCCGGGAAUGCAAAUACCAAACAAAAAGGACGCAAGACCAAGGACAAGAAGUGUUCGGUAAUGUAA